Stegastes partitus (bicolor damselfish) is the source of this 2064-nucleotide messenger RNA. Its product is annotated as cathepsin S-like. The record is from RefSeq and is a predicted model, not a curated record. Gene Ontology annotation, biological process: proteolysis. Lineage: Eukaryota; Metazoa; Chordata; Actinopteri; Pomacentridae. Gene Ontology annotation, molecular function: cysteine-type peptidase activity. The transcript has 5 exons. The annotation marks the transcript as partial.
GCUCCAGAGGAGAUCCGGCAGUUUUACGCCACACUCAGUCCUCCCACUGACAUCCAGAGGGCGCCAUCUCCCUUCGCAGGGGCGACGGGCUCUGAUGUGCCGGACACCAUGGACUGGAGGGAGAAGGGUUGUGUCACCAGCGUCAAGAUGCAGGGCGCUUGUGGCUCUUGCUGGGCCUUCAGCGCUGCAGGAGCUCUGGAGGGUCAGUUGGCCAAGAAGACGGGGAAGCUGGUGGACCUCAGUCCUCAAAAUCUGGUGGACUGCUCCGGCAAAUACGGCAACCACGGCUGCAACGGAGGCUACAUUCACAAAGCCUUCCAAUACGUCAUCGACAACCAGGGCAUCGACUCUGAUGCUUCGUACCCCUACACAGGACGCGAACAACCGUGCCGCUACAACCCCUCGUACCGCGCCGCCAACUGCUCCAGCUACAGCUUUCUGCCCCAAGACGACGAGGGGGCUCUGAAGGAGGCGCUCGCCACCAUCGGACCCAUUUCCGUUGCGAUUGAUGCCACGCGGCCCAGAUUUACUUUCUACAGGAGCGGAGUGUACGAUGACUCCAGCUGCACCCAGAAGGUGAACCACGGGGUGUUGGCGGUGGGCUACGGCACACUAAACGGACAAGACUACUGGCUGGUGAAGAACAGCUGGGGAGCUAAAUUCGGAGAUCAGGGCUACAUCCGGAUGGCGCGCAACAAGAACGACCAGUGUGGCAUCGCUCUGUACGGCUGCUAUCCCAUAAUGUAGCAACUGAAUCUGUUGCAAAGUGAAUAAUGUAAUAUCCUUCGUUUUUACUUAAAAUUUUUAAAUACUAAAUUUUAAAAGCAGCACUGCUGGUGCUUUUUUUAAAAAAAGAAAAUAUAUAUAUAUAAAUGUAUAACUUGUGGAGAAACUUGAUUUUUCUCGCCAUGUAAUCACAGACUUUAUUUGUCUUGUCGGACUGUGAGCUUGUUUGUGUCAGAUUCUUUAAUAAAGAGACGGACGCGCUCUUUGCUGAGGAUUAGGGAUGCGCGGCCAGUUUGGAUUUAUGGGUUUACCAGUCGGCCCUGUGUCAACAUUUAGGUACAGUGAAGUUGCAGUAAAAGUACGAAUCAGAUUUUUUUUUUUUUCACCACCACCGGUUUCGGGUUUGUCUGUUAAACCUGCCAUAAAAACCGUCUGAAAGGAUUCCAUUGACUUCUUUGGGAAAUUGGCUUGUUGGUCAAUUUAGCUUUUACAUGUUACGACAGAAGGAAGGCUAAAAUCAAUACCGGUGUCUCUGGUAAAUAUCCUGUGAACAUGCUGAUGUGAUGGCAAACCGCAUCCCAGCUGCCUCCGGGCCAAGUAACAUUGUCUUGUGCAAGAAGAAAAGUAUUUUUGGUAUGUUUUUAUUUUCUCUUAUCAAACAACUUUUACCAAAAAAAAAAAAUCCCACAGAGAUCUUUGAAGGAAUAGUUCAGCAUUCGCUUGCAAAGAUUCGGGAGAGGAGAUGGAAACGUACAGUCAGCAGCUAGUUAGUUAAGCUUAGCGCUGAGAUCAGAAGCAAGGGGGGGAAGCUAAAAGACCUCCGCCCAAGGGUAGAAAAAAUCUGCCUGUCCAUCCGAGUGUAAAAACAACAAGUCAGGAUUUUAUUACAACUUAAGUGCUGGACUAUUUUUUUUGACUUGGUGCAGGGAGCUUUCUUUAGAGGUAACCUUUGGAAAGCAGAUCAGCUGCUUUGCUGUAGCUUUACAGUUAGCAUACAGAUAUAGGAGCGGUAUUGAUCUUCUCUCCUGACUGGCUGCACAAAAAAAAAAGGUGUUUCCCAAAAUGUAAAACAAUCGCUUGAACAGCCGGCUUCUUAUGCAGGAAAGGAUGAAACUAGUGACGCAUCAUCAGAAAGCUUUAUCGUUAAGACGGGGAGUGUUUCAACCCAACGUCUGCCUUUUAGAAAUCCACUACAAUUCAAAAGGCAGUUUUGUGGGGAGAAUUCGUGGAUGCAGUAAUGUGCAUUAAUGAGAAAAUCAAACUGGAUUUAAAUGUGUUGAUGGAGCUAAAAGAAGCAUAUACUGUCAUGCAAUAAAGUAAAGCUACUGAAGAUUUGAA